AUGGGGCUCCUCUACCCCGCCGACUGCAAGAAGUCCCGCGACAACUUCGUCAGCAACUGCCGCCCCACCUGGGUGAAGCACUUCGACCGGCAGUACUGCGCCAAGAAGCGGGUGCAGAGGCUGCUCGACGGCGAUGAGGACCGCCGGGGCCCCAUCUCGCUACCCCAGCCCUACACCUUCAAGCAAUAG
Molecule: messenger RNA, 189 nt
Organism: Miscanthus lutarioriparius
Lineage: Eukaryota; Viridiplantae; Streptophyta; Magnoliopsida; Poales; Poaceae
Source: the annotation of a GenBank genome assembly